GUGUUCACCAUUGUGCUCCAUGUUUAUGGUUUUAUUAACUGCGAAUCUACACACUACAUGACUGCUACACGCUUCACUAUGUGUUAAUUGCUUUAGAGAUGUCUAUUUUUAGGAUGGACGACUAAAUGAUAAUGUCAAUCUUUCAGGAUCUACUAUACGUACAAGUAAUGUCAGUAAUGAAGCAGCCUCUAGAGCUGUGUUGGGUACAUUCUAAUAGUCUAUCAAGGAACCAACAUUUUUAGCCAAGUCACUCAAUUAGAUCUUGAAACUUUGAAGUUGUAGCACAUUGUGUUGAAAUUUAUUUAAAUGUAAAAUCUUAACUUUUGUUUUUAUUAUUAGCAAAAUGAUUUUAACAAUUUUUUGUGUGGCUGUUUAAAUUUGCACAAGGUAUAAAUCUGUACAGUGUAUAAAUCUGAAUAGUAUAUACUACUGCACAGUAUAUAAUUCUGCUAGGUAUUUUCUCAAACUUUUGUUCAAUCUACUAAAGGCAAGAACAGAGAACCUUGGAAGAAGUGUUUGGAAAAAGAUUUUUGCAUCACCAGAAAAGAAAUAUUAAAAAACAACAACACUCUGAGUGACAUGGAGUCUGAAGACGUCAAAGUUGUCCCACAAGGUAGCUCAGAUCAUGUCUCACAAGCUCAUGAAUCAUGUGAGGGUCACAAGACACAAGAUCAGAGCAAGGAGUUUACUGGUGAAUAUGAGAUUCAAGUGUAUGAAGGAUUAGAAGUUGAUCUACACAAACAUAAUAGAGAUUGUAGAAAGAAUCCAGGUCAUCAAGACUUUAUACCUGUCUACAAAUUUAGAUUGACACACUUACCUGAAGCUCUGCGGGAUGAUCUUCUUUUUGACUUCAUCAAAGUUACAGCUGACCUUACUGUCCGAAUCAGCGUUAAGAUGACCAGUCCAAACAGGCCCCAAUUCUGGCCCAGGGGAGACAGACCAUUUCCGCUGUAUGAUUUGAGAGGUAGUGAAACGUUAAGGUCCGGCACCGGGAGGAUCUGGAAUGUUAAGAAGGUCGUUAACGGCGUUGACCAGUUCGGGAUCCCGAGCUUGGUUCACUGCUGGUGUAAGAAGUGCGAACGUAAUGCACGGGGCGGCAGUUUGUGGUGGGAAGUGGAAGUGGACACAGCCACACACGUCAUCUAUGACGACAUAGAGGCCAGAUCUACCUCAGUUCGUCUGUUUUUUGACCAGCCCAACAGCCCCGCUGUGCUCCUCGAUCAGGGCAGCUUUGUGGGGGUCAACAUAGACAAAGACAGCACCCUGUUAAAGUAUGUCACCUGUGACAUCGAGCUGGGCAGUAGGCUGUUUGCUCUGUGGGAUCGCUGGGACGGUCUCUGGAGUAAGGUUUGCGAGAAGUACAAGAAGACCCGUGACGAUCACAAGCUGACCUUCAUCGUGUCACACCCCCAUGGCUUCUCCAAGCAGGUCAGCAUAGGUCAGUGGGUGGAGAAACGACCAGAAGGCAAUGUCGCUUAUAACUUUCAGUUCUCCUAUACGACGUGCACAUGUCCAGGGAGCAGUGGCGCCCCAGUCAAUAUCCUUGGCUACAGUACUGGCUGGGGGGAACACAGUCACUCAGGGGCGUGUGAUACUGAGGAUGGUCUCAAUUUUUGUGGCUUUGGUUAUGUUGCUUAAAGAUUGUGGUAUGAAAUGGGCUUCCCCCAGUCCUGGUGGUGUGUUACCUGAUCCCCUCAGCUGCCCACAGACAUAACAAAACCGCAAAUGCUGUUCAGAAAUCAUGAUACAAAUGACUGUGGCUAGUUCUACCAAGAUCCGGGUUUCCCCUUAUUUCAAUAGCAAACGAAAUCAUUAAUAUUACCAAUAAUUUAUUAAAUAUUUAGUUCAUUUUUAGCGGCCCCCGAAAGGGGAAAAGACGCUAAUAGUUUUGUGCGAAAUGUCUGUCCCUCUGUCCGUCCGUCCCGCCUAGAUCUCGUAAACUAGAAAAGAUAUUGAAAAUCCGACAUCACAAUAUUUUAGACCAUUCAAAGUUCUGAUGCAACGGCUACUUUUUUUUUCUUAAGCGAAAAAAUCUAAUUUUAAAAAUCAGUUAUGCAAGCAAUUUUUAAAGAGAAAAAGCUAAUUAGUAUGCAUUAUAAGUUAGACCUAAUUUAAAACAAAUAGUAAUCUUGUAAAUCUCAUUUUCCUGAACAUAUUUUUAUUGCGGCAACUAAAAAUUAUUUUUUCUUAAGGGAUUCGAACAAGAGAUUGAGCCAUUUCAAAACAAUUAGAUCAAUUAUAAGACAUCAGUUAGACCAGGGGAGGUGCGGGGGCUGAGCGGUAAAGCGCUUGGCUUCAGAACCGGGGGUCCCGGAUUCGAAUCCUGGGAUUUUUAACUUUGGAAUCCUUGGGCGCCUCUAAGUCCACUCAGCUCUAAUGGGUACCUGACAUUAGUUGGGGAAAAGUAAAGGCGGUUGGUCGUUGUGCUGGUUACAUGACACCCUCGUUAACCGUAGGCCACAAAAACAGAUGAACCCUACAUCAUCUGCCCUAUAGACCACAUGGUCUGAAAGGGGAACUAGUUAGGCCAGGUUCACAUCUUACUUUACAUUCACUUUUACCUAUCAUUUGAUCUGCGGGACCGUUGGGGCACUACACAAGAUCUGUUAACCUUCCUUCUCCAUUCUUAUCUCUCAUUUGUCUUUGAUAUAAUUUCAUUCGGAUGUUCUUUCUGAAAAUAUUGAAGCCUGCCUGGGUGGAACACUUCGGGGGCCGAAAGAUAGAUUGAAACAUUUGGUAAUUCUAGCUAUUGAGCGGGAUGUAUGUAGGAAACAGAAUUAUUAUGAUGUACUCUAUGACUUUCCUACACGCAAGGCUCGUAAAGUAAUUCUGUACGUAGUAAAGAAUGAAUAAAAUGCAAAGACGAAUUUAUUUUCCAAUACAAACUCUUAAAUUUCAUUUUUUGUCCGCUUCCCUACCCAAAACGUGGCCCCGCGAAAUCCGUUUCGAAUAGGGCCCCACAAUGCUUAAGUCUGGCCCUGCUAUUUAGUGUUUGUAAAAUGUUUGUUUGUAAAAUGUUUGACAUGUUUCGGAUGUUCCUUCAGAGUUUACUUUUUAGUCCAAACCUCCCGCAAGACGAAGGGGGAUGGGGGCGGGCAGGGUUUGACAGUCCAGCGACGUGUGAAUACCCACGUGUUCUCCCCCCCCCUCUUGUUUUCUCGUGGACUAUCAGCAGAAAUAAGAGAGUGAUCUUUCCUUUACUUCUUCUCUUUUAAACUGUUGAGGGAAGAAGAGAAUUAUAUAUAUAGAUAGGCUACUUUAAAAAGUAUAGCUUAUCUUAGAGAGAUAACUCCACAUUUACACGCAUACUUCCUAAUACUGUAAGAUUUAUUUCCCUUUUUAAUACCAAGCAAAAUUAAUUAAUUAACAAAAUUUGAUUAAAUAUUUGGUUAAUUUUUUGAUUAAUUCAGAUGUUGUCUAAGACAGAGUGAGUUGACAAGAGUAAGUUGACAAGAGUAGGUUGACAAGAGUAAGUUGACAAGAGUGAGUUGACAAGACUGAGUUGACAAGAGUUGACAAGAGUAAGUUGACAAGAGUGAGUUGACAAGAGUGAGUUGACAAGAGUGAGUUGACAAGAGUAAGUUGACAAGAGUGAGUUGACAAGAGUGAAUUGACAAGAGUGAGUUGACAAGAGUGAGUUGACAAGAGUAAGUUGACAAGAGUAAGUUGACAAGAGUGAGUUGACAAGAGUGAGUUGACAAGAGUAAGUUGACAAGAGUGAGUUGACAAGAGUGAGUUGACAAGAGUAAGUUGACAAGAGUAAGUUGACAAGAGUAAGUUGACAAGAGUGAGUUGACAAAAGUGAGUUGACAAGAGUAAGUUGACAAGAGUGAGUUGACAAGAGUAAGUUGACAAGAGUAAGUUGUCAAGAGUAAGUUGACAAGAAUGAGUUGACAAGAGUGAGUUGACAAGAGUAAGUUGACAAGAGUGAGUUGACAAGAGUGAGUUGACAAGAGUAAGUUGACAAGAGUGAGUUGACAAGAGUAAGUUGACAAGACUGAGUUGACAAGAGUAAGUUGACAAGAGUGAGUUCACAAGAGUGAGUUCACAAGAGUAAUAACAAAUGUAACUUCGUUAUAUUAUUUUAAAAGCCUUACAGUUAUUUUUCUGUUUUGUUUUCUUUCUGCAUUGAAGUCACCCAUUAUGAUAAGGAUGUUAUUUUUAGGUCUGUCAUGUAUGAAAGUAGUCGGUCAGUUGUAAACAUUGUCCUUCCCCUCCUCUUCACUGUCGUUUGUUGGGGCACUGGACAAUAUCUAAGGUAAUCCUCUUCUGCACUGUAUGGAAUAAGGCUGUUAUUAUCCAUGCGCUUCCCAUCCAAUAAGUGCUCCCUGAGCCAGCUUAGUAUAAACGUAGCUCACCCAAAGUCAGUCUUUUCUACCAGUUCAUCUUGACUCGCUGAUUCCUAAGAUGAUGAGGUUAAUUGACUCGCUGAUUCCUAAGAUGAUGAGGUUAAUUGACUCGCUGAUUCCUAAGAUGAUGAGGUUAAUUGACUCGCUGAUUCCUAAGAUGAUGAGGUUAAUUGACUCGCUGAUUCCUAAGAUGAUGAGGUUAAUUGACUCGCUGAUUCCUAAGAUGAUGAGGUUAAUUGACUCGCUGAUUCCAAAGAUGAUGAGGUUAAGGUUAACCGUAACCCUAACCAUUUUCAUCUUAGCUUGCGCUGUCUUCCCAGUCUCAUACAUGGUCCAGACGUUCCAUGUACCAAUGCUGGUGAUGGUCCCAUGGUUUAAUCGAUGGUCUUCGGCCUAUGGGCUUCCUGAUGGCUCAGGCUUUCAUCGAAAUGCGUCAUAAGUCUUCCAGCUGGAGGUCCAUCUUCUCCCAGGUCCGUGACUUCUGUUGAUUUGCUGUUUCUGUAGCUAAUGGUUUUUCUCAGCCGAGCUUGGGACCGUCCCUUGGCGGAGUUUAAAAAUUAGUUAUCAAUGAUUAUGAAACAAAUAGUUAUUUUAAAUAUUGUUUCAUGUUUUAUUAGGUACAAAAAUAAUUGUGUAAAGUUUUCACUUGAUCCGAGACUGGGUGUAGGAAUAUUAACGUGUAAAAAGUUUACCUGACAGAAAGACAAGCUUUGUAAAAAUUAUUUUUUAGAAGAAAAUAAAGCUUACCAAAGUAAAAUAAUCGCAAAAAUCAAUGGCACAUAUCUCAAUACUACAGGUUCUAAUUAAUUAAUUACAAUUAAUUGUUUUACUAAAUGGUUAAUUUUUCUUAUUGAUUCAUGUAUAGUCAUUAAAUAUACUUAGUAAUGCAAAAUGUUCAGGUGAUCCUAGAACGUGUACUUACGGGGAAUUAUUCCACAUACGCAUCCACAUUUCUCAACAUUGUUGAAUUUAUUUCCCUAUUUCAAUACCAAAGAGAAAAUUAAAUUACCAAUGACUAAUUAACUAAUUGGUGCGUGACCAUCUGGCUUCAGAUUUAUCUAAUAGAGGGCUUAAGAUUCCUACUGGUCAAUUAACUUGUGCAUCGGUAUUUUAUUUGGAGACUUCUGAAGUUUAUAAUGUAAUACAUUAUUAUUAUUAUGUUGCAAGUACAAUGUAUAAUGUUUAAAAAUAAUGCAAAACUAUUUAUUACUAUUUCAAAGACCAGUUUAUUUGAAACAACCCUAAUUGAAUAUAUAUUCCUUGCUUAGUAAAGAAUAAAGUGUUGAAUGGUAA
Molecule: messenger RNA, 5642 nt
Organism: Biomphalaria glabrata
Lineage: Eukaryota; Metazoa; Mollusca; Gastropoda; Planorbidae
Exons: 4
Coding region: 580-1638 (352 amino acids)
Source: RefSeq, a predicted model, not a curated record